This is a messenger RNA of Dissoconium aciculare CBS 342.82, 1300 nucleotides long. RefSeq lists its product as uncharacterized. The record is from RefSeq and is a predicted model, not a curated record. NCBI's taxonomy places the organism in Eukaryota, Fungi, Ascomycota, Dothideomycetes, Mycosphaerellales, Dissoconiaceae. The transcript has 3 exons. Bases 212 to 871 code for a protein of 219 amino acids.
CGCCGGAGUUGCCGCAAUUCACACGGAUGCCAGGACCUCUUGCGUCAAACGACACGGCUGUGAAAGAUGCGCGCCGAUAGCUCUUACACGUCCUUGCGGGGGACAGAUAAAAGACCAUGCUACCAUCGGAGCGAGAUGAGUUGAUUCCAAGCGCACGUCGCCCUUUCUCCUCCACUAUACAGCAAUUUACCCCGACGCCGAUCCGACCAGCAUGUACAGAUCCUCCAUUGCCCGAAUAUUGACUCUUUGUCUGCUAUUGCGGUUAUGGCCAUACGUCGCGGCGGACGAGUGGACUGAACCAUCUCUGUUCCACGGAACGUCAAUUCUCAUUUACCCCGACUACGAGGGACAUCAAGCGAGAAAUCACACCGCGACGGCUGCGAGGUUCUACUGCUACUAUGGAGUGAAGGGGUACCUCACGUUUGGGUGGUGGCUGCCUGCCGCGGCCGAUGCCGAUUACUCGCAUGUUGCGCCCGACAAUGAGGAUUUCGAGUGGUAUGAGCAUACCACGACCGCAAUAACCUGCAUCAAUGGACGAUGUCACGUUGGAGUGGCCAACUGGAACAACAAUAAUGAUUCCAAAAAGCCCGCAUUCGUGGAGAAAUAUGUCCUGGGAUCAGCUCCGCUGAUGAAUGACAACGCUGGCAAGUUCCACGUGUCGUACUUCGACCGCGAAGGUGGGCCUGUGGUGGUGGGGACCGUGCGUACUUUGAGCGGUCGUCAAUCAUUCGUGGAUGAAUGCUACAAGGCCCUGCGCACGUUACGCCGCAUGCGGGAACAGCGAGGGCUCGAGAUUCCAUUUCAAUUGAAUGACAUCUGUGGAGCUCCCACGCGGAGUGAUUCGCUUCAGCAGCCAUUGUUACUCGGGUAAGUAGCAAUGCAAGUUUGGCACCGAUGGCGUUUCAAGACGGGUGAGAUAAGCGAUCAGAAGGAAUUUGAGGCAGAUCGGAGGGAUCAGCAGAGUCGUUUGAAUCCUGACGUGCACUGUAUUAGGAUGUAGAGCACAGAUAGCGCUGAAGCGAUCGUUCUGAUCGACAUCCUAUGACGGCACCUCGCGUCCUCUAUAGAACUCGAGUGAUGCCCGCAACUCCGCUAGUGUCAGAUUGACUCCGAAGGGGGACAGUCUCGGUAAACACAGACAUGGAUUAAUAGACAAGGGACAAGAGGGUGCCACAGGUUCCACUGCCCAGGCCACAGUACACGAGAAGCUUCUAUGUGGCGUUCAUGCUGCUUGAUCGACCGACGUCAGUGGCCCCUUCAUUAUUAGAGAUCUUUAAUGCAAGUACAUGAUAUAAUGAAA